GUUCGAAAGCGUAGCAAUUUCUCAUUUGGUGUGAAGAUUUUGAAAGCGUGUGACGUGUAAAUACAUUUUUAAUAAAAACCAAGUGAAGCCAACUAUAUGUAAAAGUUAAAAUCCGAAAUUAUGAGUAUUUGAUAAAAUAUUAUAUAAAGGGAUCAAAAGUAUAAUGCAAAGGAAUAAACAAAGUGCUGAUAUCAAACUACGUAAUCAAAAUGAUAGGCAGUGUAUACAAAAUAUGGUUUGAAAUUCAUUUGACAGCUGUUGCGAAUGAUUGUAUGGGGAGCAGUGGACGCUAAUUGUCAGCUGAUUUGGGGGCGAGCAAUGUUGUUGCACUCUUGCAUAAAUCCCAAAAAAAUAUUGAACAUUGAAGUAAACGUGUAAAAAUUAGCAUAUAUUUAAGAAAAAAUCAAGUGUCUAUCAAGGUCAAUACAAACAAUUACAAAUUUCCGACGAAUAAACAGUGUAUUUUUGUCAAAUUAAAUAGAAUCCUUUAAUAGAAAUUGUGUUGGGAUAGCAACAUUGUGUCGACCUUCACCACCAGCUGUGCGCGGCAACAAACCCAAAUCUAUUUGUUAAAAAUUCAAUGUGGUUUUACCAUCCAUUGUUCAAGUGCACUUCUAAACUAUAUUAUUGUAAUUGUGAUGGAAAAUCGGUGUAUGUGAAAUUUAAGUAAUAAAAAAAAAUAUAUAAAAAAAAUUAAACUUCGGAACUGUAAUGAGAAUAAGAAGAUUUGCUGCGCUAGCUUUGUUAAAUUUAUUGAAUAAUUUGCUACACGCCUGGAAUUUGAUAGCUGUCCUUGAAAGGAAUUUUCUUUCUAUUUUACGAAAUAUACCUUUACCCAGACUAUUUUCCUUUGCAAUGGACGGCGAAGAUGGCGAACAACGUGAUCCUAUGGAACACGUACCAGGAGAACCUAUGGAUGAAGAACCAGUGAUGGGUUUGGGAUAUGAUGAUGACGACGAAGACGACGAGGAUGUUGAUGAAGAGAAUGACGAUGAUGAUGUGUCGGAUAUGUCUAGCGAAACUGAUUCCGAUUAUUUCGUUGAAAUGGAUAGUGAUGACGCAUCUGAUAAUUAUAUACCCGGUUAUGGUGGUGACUCUUCCACCAAUUCGGAAAGUGAAAGUGACGUUGGCAGCAGUAGAAUAUCUAAUCACAGAUUUCGCGUGCCUAAUAAACCCAUAUAUGUUUUUAAACCACUGCGUUUAAUGAAAUGUAAUUACAAAAAGCAUUGUGCACCCAGAGACUAUCCCUUCGCACGUAGUGGUCAUCGUGUAGUAGCUUCCGAAUCGCAUCUUUAUACAUUAGGUGGAUACAAUCCUAGCAAUAGUAAUACCGCCAUACACGGCACUGGCAUGCUUUUUCAAGAAUUAUGGCGUUUUAACUUAGCAACUAAACGUUGGGUGCUAUUACACAAUCCUUCAACAAAUCGAAAUAUGCCAGGAGAGUUGGCAUCGAAUGCGCUUAUCAUUAGUAAUAAUUUAUUGAUUUCUUACGGUGGCACUGGUUAUCCCUUCGGUGAAUCUUGCUCAAAUGACUGCUAUAUUUAUCAAACACAAGUUGACAAACCCAGUGUGAUGCGUAUUGAGGCUACAGGUGAUGCGCCCACGCCACAAUAUGGUCCGGGCAUAGUCUUGCACGAGCAUUAUUUAUACACAAUCGGCGGAACGACUGGUUAUGAUUAUUCGUGUGAUGUGCACCGACUAAACUUGCGCACACGUGUGUGGGAAUGCGUUUAUAUUUGUCGACCAUACAUACGCGAAGAUCCGGAGGGCCGCUACCGACAUGAAGUGGUCUACGAUGGUCAGUAUAUCUAUGUGCUUGGUGGAGGCACGUCAAAUUUGGUGUACGAUUUGGAACGGAUUCCUGCAUUUAAUUUGAAAACAAGUCGUUGGGAAUAUUUUGACACCAUACCCGAUAGAUCGUUACAAGGAAGUCAAGCAGUCUCGCGAGGCUUUCCAAAACCAAGAAAGUGUUUUUCCUGCGUUCAGCAUACAAAAUCAAAUGGUGAUGUCGAAGCAUUCAUAACAGGUGGUUUACAGUCUGAUCAAGUAUAUUUUUCUGAUAUAUGGAAAUUGAAUUUUACAACUAAACAAUGGACAUUAAUAGAAACAGCGGCGCUACCAAAACCAUUAUACUUCCAUGCGGCAGCACAUAGUCAAAACGGUUGUAUGUACAUUUUCGGCGGCAUCGAAUAUGAUAUUAAGCGCAUACGUCGGUGCAAUGACCUCUACAAAAUGUGGAUGACCAUACCAAAGUUAAGCGAAAUUUGCUGGGAGGCUGUGCUGCACUAUAAACCGAAUCUCAAGUCAAACGGUCAUACGCAGCUACUUAAAAUGGGCAUACCGCUACGCUAUGCUCAGCGCUUGUGGUAUUCUUCCAAAACCAAAUGAUUAUUUAAACAUUGAAUGGCACUAAUAAAACGCGACGUUUAAUUAACAGUGAUAAUAACUAUUAUUCUUUUUUACACCAUUGCAACAGUUGGUCAUUGACGCAUUAGUAUUGAAUAUAAAAAAAUAUGCAUUAGUUGUGGAGAAAGCAAAAUCAAAGAAAAUAAUAAAAUAAUAAUAUUUAUAAAUGAAAAUUAAAUAUGCACAGCAUGAUAAUAAAAAUUAUCAAUUGACCCAACUGUUCGUUAAAGAAAAGACAUCGAAAAUAAGUUUCUUUUGACUGUCAGCCAUUUACCAAGCUUUGUUUUUCAAUUAAGAAUUUAUUAUAAAAUUUAAUAAAAUACUGAUGCUCUUUUUUGCCGCAUAUUGAGCUUGGCUAAAGAUACAACAACUUGAGUGUAUAUGUUAACUUUCUUAUUUCUCCGAAAACUAAGAAGCACGCCUACAAAGCUAGUCAUAGAGCGGAUAUUAGUGCACGAAAUGGAAAGUGUCAUCAUAACGAUAACAUUAAUACUCACAUCUGACUAGGGCCACAGCUUCAUUUGCAUAUGUAAACACGCAUCUACUCAUACGUAUGUAUGUACAUAAGUUGUAUUUAAAAUAAGAAAUUGACACCAAAUUUCUUAGUGGUCGAACAGAGUCUAAUAACUCAGUGCUGAUAAGGAAUCUAUAUGUAUAUUUGUGUAAAUAUGCAUUUAGAUUUUCCACAUAACAAAUAAAGUAAUUCAACAUAAUAAAAUAAGUUAAAUUGUAUAAUAUCUCAUAUAAUAUUAACAUAUUCACAUACAUCAUCAAAGGUUAUGAGCAACGCUUCAUUAAUUAUUGUUUUGAAAAAUUUGUUUUCGUACUCAAAACUGCUCCAAUAUUUAUGCAAUUUUUAUUGCAGCCAAUAAUAAUUCGAGCCAACAAAUCAUUGCAAGUAAUUACAUAGUUAUAAUAUUAAUAUCAAUAUUAAAGGAUUUAAAAACAAGCUACACGAGACAGUUGCAAUUGUACAUAUUAUAUGAAGGAAUGCAAUGAAACGUAUAUACAAUAUAUUGUGCUAUAUAAAUAUAUACGUAUUUAUUGCCAAGGCUAUGCUAAAACAUUAGACUUGGAGUUAUAAAACAUAUUUAGCUAAAGUUAUAUUUAAUUGUAAAUAUGUAAUUGCAAUAAUAAAACACUUGAAGAACAGCGUUCAUAGAAAAUUAAACGUUUUUGCCUGUCAACAGC
Zeugodacus cucurbitae (melon fly) is the source of this 3597-nucleotide messenger RNA. It is a transcript of the gene slim, whose product is annotated as kelch domain-containing protein 10 homolog. Gene Ontology annotation, biological process: positive regulation of stress-activated MAPK cascade. The transcript is spliced from 3 exons. Lineage: Eukaryota; Metazoa; Arthropoda; Insecta; Diptera; Tephritidae. Gene Ontology annotation, molecular function: protein binding. Bases 712 to 2388 code for a protein of 558 amino acids. The record is from RefSeq and is a predicted model, not a curated record.